Cottoperca gobio is the source of this 3973-nucleotide messenger RNA. It is a transcript of the gene etv7, whose product is annotated as ETS variant transcription factor 7. Gene Ontology annotation, molecular function: DNA-binding transcription factor activity, RNA polymerase II-specific; sequence-specific DNA binding. The transcript has 9 exons. The coding region runs from base 246 to 1463 and encodes 405 amino acids. Gene Ontology annotation, cellular component: nucleus. Gene Ontology annotation, biological process: regulation of transcription by RNA polymerase II; cell differentiation. Lineage: Eukaryota; Metazoa; Chordata; Actinopteri; Perciformes; Bovichtidae. The record is from RefSeq and is a predicted model, not a curated record.
UCGAUCGCUUAACAAGUGCAAUCAUAUACCGUUGGAAAUGUCCUCCGCUGUUGCUUCCUCCAAUCAGACUGUUUUGCACACACCCCUUGCAAGGAUUAUAUUUCUUUCGUUUUCAUUUCCCGGAAGGGUCGAUUGUGAAAAUAGUGGUUUUAUUUCUGCGAAAGUUUUAGCCUAUACUUUCUUCAUUUAAAAUGGAGUUCGGGGAAGUUUGACAUGCAGUGUGUUUCAUUUAUUGGACGAGUUAUAUGUAUGCUUAUAAGGAAAUCAUCCAGUUAUUUAUAGUCGAACAGAUAAAGUGCAUUUCCAUGGAGAACGUUUCCCCGUCACCCUUGGUCAAGCAAGAAAACAGAUCAAACAGUUCUCAAUCCAUAAUGCAUGGAAGGCAAGCCAACAUUCCUCUCAGUGUGCAUCACUCCCCCCCAAACCAGCUUCCCUUGCUCGGUCCUCCCACACAGGAAGACCUGUGGCAUCUACCUGGACGGCUGCGAAUAAACCCAUCUCUGUGGGACAAGGAGGACGUUGGCCACUGGCUCCGCUGGGCUCAGAGGGAGUACUCACUGCGACGGCCUGAAAAGGGACACUUUGAGAUGAACGGUCGAGCCCUGUGCCUGCUCACAAAGGAGGAUUUCAGAAGGCGUUGCCCCAGCUCAGGCGAUGUUCUGUAUGAGAUCCUACAGUGUGUAAAACAGCAGAGGAGGAGUGUUGUCAGUGAACUCUCAAAUUCACUGACAACUGGACUCAGCCAGAGCCCAGUCAGCUGCCAAAUACCCCCUCAGAGUGUCCAAGAGCCCCUGCCUCGCACAGUAAAUGACACCCAAGCAGUUUCGGCAGCUGUUGUAACAACUGCCACCAGCCAGCCAGGACACAUGUCACACAUGUACACGUACCCUGCUACACUGACGCAUACUAAUAGAUCAGCAGCUGUCUCUGCAUUGCCCCACAACCAAGUUCAGUGUCCUCCCCAAACAGAAACAGUCAUCCAGGAGCCGCUCAACCUGUCCAGUAGGGAGAAGUCAAGGAGCUCAAUGCACAAAGCCAACGGCCGCAUCCCAGAGUGCAGACUGCUGUGGGACUAUGUGUAUCAGCUGCUGUGUGACGACCGUUACCAAGAAUACAUCCGAUGGGAACACAAGGACAACCUUGUGUUCAGGGUAGUCGAUCCCAAUGGUCUGGCACGUCUCUGGGGAAAUCACAAGAACCGAGACAAUAUGACCUAUGAGAAAAUGUCCCGGGCUUUGCGGCACUACUACAAGCUCAACAUCAUCAAAAAGGAACGAGGACAAAAACUCCUUUUCAGGUUUCUGAAACUCCCACAGAACACCAAGAUUCUGCGGCCUGACCAAACCGAGUUCCUGGAAGACACUCAACCUCAGGAGACAGCUGACAGCAGUCCUACACACGAGUUCAGUGAAGACCAUUUUGAGGUUUCGCCAGAUCGUGCUUCCCCACAGCAUCCUCCAUAGAAAAGAAACCAUGUGUUAAAUGUCCUAAAUAAUAAUACAAAAACACAGAUGAUUACAGAAUAGAAUGGACAUGUGUGUUCAGAAAAUAGCCUAUGCAUGUACAGGUUUUACAAAAUGCACUGUUAAGUGUAGUUUUUAAGGAUUCUUUGCACUGUGAUAUUGCUUUUCAUAUUGCUGUGAAUCAAUGUUUAUCACUAUGAUCAGAACGUACACUAAUAAUAAGGGACGAGGAAAGCUGAAGAAAUCACACCCAUAUUCAAACAUUAUAUCUGAGAUUACUCAGGUUUGCUCAACAUAAUCUAUACAAAAGAUGCACUUAUUUCCAUAUACUAUAUAGGUGUUGCAUUAAGUGGUGGCAAUGACUGAUAUUGAUCCAGUUUGUCACAUAUUGUUGUUAAAUAGGAUGAGGCAUGGUAGAGGGAUCUUUAGUGUCAUAUAAAAUGUAUUGUGUUGCAGGUUAAAUGCCAGUUUGUGCAGUUUAGUUUGAAUUUUUACAGCCUAUAGGUUAAUAAUUGUGAAUGCUUAAAUAAAUAUUCUGUAUUGCAUGUUUUGUAUACCUUGGUUACUACUACUCGGGAAGUUGUCCAGGAAAACAAAUGGGUUCAGCCCGCGUGAUCUAGUAUUUGGGCAUAAAAAGUGUGACCCACUUGCAGUUUUGCAAGAUGGAUGUUUGCCAGAAGGAAACUCAACAAAAUGUCAUUAUUUAUGUAAAUGUCUUUAGACUAAAAUUGUACAAGGCAGGUGAAAUGGCAAGAUAGAAAAUGGAGUUUGUCAAUUUUUUUGUCCUACCACUUUCUCACUCGCCUGCCUCUUGUCAUUUUGCCUUUCAAUGUAAUAUGUAGCGGCCCCUUUACGGUGGGUGGGUCAAAUCUCGGAUCUAAAUUACUUGGUUGAAAUGGCUGUAGAAAAUCUACAAAGCUGUGCCUCCUAAAGCCAUAUAACUCUUGUGAGUCAGUGUUUUCAGUGCAGCAGUUGUAAAGUUGGCUUUGGUUGAAGAAGAGACUGUGUGAGGCUGAAGUUCAGUUUUGUUCUACUUAAAACAAAGACAAACAAACACACAGGUCAGAACUACAAUCUCCUUACGAACAUAUAGUUGUGUCUUUGGCUAAAUGUAUCAGUAAGGUCAUAAAAUAUAGACAACAACAUAAACACACUCACAGUACUCCUUGCAUAACCCCAACAUCAAAACUGGCCUCUGUAACUUCAGGUUGUACUGUGGUAGCAUUGUAGCCAAUGGCACAGCUGCUGAUAAAUAACCUUACCUCCAAGACAGCAGAUUAGGAUCAUUGCAAACUAAGUUUACCUAUUAUAUUUUAAUUUACUUCAUUUUACCAAGAUAAUACACUCAGUAUCAAUAUAACUUUCCAGGAAGUCUUGGGUACAUAUAUUAUAAUAUAUCAAAUUUCUUAUCUGUAUAUUAUUGUCUAUUUAAGCGGGAACUACUUUUAUAGAAAUUGCUGUGUUGUAUUAAGAUAGAUAAAAUACAUUUAAAUGUGUUUGUAGGAGGAUAUUUACCUGGAAGAGUCAGAUGGAAAUAUUAACAUUUGUUUCCUCAGUUUGGUAGUAAAUAUUACAACAUUUGAAAAAAAAACAGGAACAUUCAAAUAUUUUCCUUACUAAGUUUGACCUAGAUGUAAACGACUCUGUUGAAACUAAUGAGUUGAAACUCAUUUCCAGAGAUGUAUUUGUCACAUACUCAUACUUCUAAUGUAAAUAAAUAAAAUCGGAUUAUUUUGACUACACACAAUUUACACAAGCACACACACAGGUAGCAGAACACCUCAGAUCGUUUGCAAAAUGCAAAACUAUACAGUAAUUCAUAAACACCCAAUUUUGUCAUCGUAUGGCGCACACAUGGUUCCUACAAGCUGAUACAGUUUGAACCAGUUACACACUGCUGUUCUCAAAAAACACUUUUAACAUUUGCACUUUUCUAAUGAUAUAGUUUUGAGAGAUAUUGAAAUUAAACUACAUAAAUAUAUUGACCAAACACAACACACAAGACCAGUUACUGCACACUGAUGAAAAUAUGUACUUCUCUCCACAUUGUAAAAUCAGCAUGUAUUCCCAAACCUUGCAUUUUGCACUGAAAAUCAGAGCAGAUCAUAUUCUAAAUAGAAUAUAGUACAUAAAGCAUGUAGCAUGUAUUUAUAUAGUACCAAAUCAUAACAGAAUGUAUCUCGACACUAUCACAAAGAGCAGGUCUAGACCGCACUCUUUACAUUUGCAUUGAAAAGGCAAAGAAGUGACGUCAUGGUAGAUGAGUGUGUUUAGUGUUUUGUAAAAAGUGUGAGGCUGAGAAUGAGUUGUACAGAUCUGGGAUGAUAUUUUGCUACUUGAUUGUUCGUUUCCCAGAAAUUGUGUAAUUUUAGUGUGUUAGCAAUUGGAAAAGAACUGUAACCACCAGCUUGAUAUCUUACAACCUUAGUUGUCCCUUUGGAAAUGAUUGCUGUGAAAUCCUAAGAAAAACAUUGAUGCUUAAAAUAUUAAAAGAAAGGACUUGCUUAAAA